AUGAGCUGCGGGUCGAGCAGCGCCCCUCUGUGGAGGAGAGCCGCUGCAGGCCAACACCUGUGUUACACCUGCAGCAGGAAACAGGAAGUGGGCGGGAACGAGCCGCUGCUGAGGCCGAGGAGGAGGGCUGUUCCGUCGGUCCGAAAAGGAACUCGAUGUUCAGACUGUGAGACAGAAACCACGACUCUGUGGAGGAGAAACGCCGCGGGACAGCCGGUCUGCAACGCCUGCGGCCUCUACUACAGACUGCACCAGGUCAGUCGGCCGCUCGACUUGAAGAAGGAAAGACUCCAAACCAGAAACCGUAAAGUGACUAACAAGAAGGGGACGAAGAGGAGGAGUGGCCAAUCAGAGAGUCCAGCCUAG
Molecule: messenger RNA, 366 nt
Organism: Nematolebias whitei (Rio pearlfish)
Lineage: Eukaryota; Metazoa; Chordata; Actinopteri; Cyprinodontiformes; Rivulidae
Product: GATA-binding factor 1-B-like
Exons: 3
Coding region: 1-366 (121 amino acids)
Biological process (GO): negative regulation of transcription by RNA polymerase II; positive regulation of transcription by RNA polymerase II; cell fate commitment
Molecular function (GO): zinc ion binding; DNA-binding transcription factor activity, RNA polymerase II-specific; RNA polymerase II cis-regulatory region sequence-specific DNA binding
Source: RefSeq, a predicted model, not a curated record